Molecule: messenger RNA, 1083 nt
Organism: Lachnellula hyalina
Lineage: Eukaryota; Fungi; Ascomycota; Leotiomycetes; Helotiales; Lachnaceae
Exons: 2
Coding region: 1-1083 (360 amino acids)
Source: RefSeq, a predicted model, not a curated record
AUGGCAGACGAACCUCUCAUCGACAAGAUCCAUGACUUGAGUGACUUGGAACUUGCGACUCUGAUAUGCCUCGUGGCACAGGAGCAUUGUAUCAUUGAUACAGAACCGGAUUCUAUCGAUGACUUGGUUCUGGAGUUAGAGCUGGUGGCCGCGAAGGUCUUUGGCCUCUCCCAUGCAGUGAUCGAUUGCUCCGAGCAUACAUCCCUCGACGACUUCGCAUAUUCUAUCUUGUCUGCUGAAGGAAGUCCUGCUCGAUCAACCUCUCCUGUACGAACCCGAGCAGACUCAUACUUCCUCAACGCUCCUACGUUUCAGUCCAUUGCCGCCCGCUCCCCUGUGUCCGAGAACUUCGCAGACAACAAAUCGAUUGCAAAUGUGAUCAUAGCGAAGAAUCUCGACGAGGCGCCGAAGCAGGUUCAAAUACAAGCCCUGGAGCUUAUGCGGACGAAGCGGAUAUAUACCAGAACCUCUGUUCAAAGUGCACCUAAGAGGUUUCUAUUCAUUGCAUUGUUGGCCGGUGGAGAGGGUCCGAGAUUAACAAAACAUCUCAAUGACCAGAUGUUCAUCUCGCAUUUCCACGAUCCCGAGGACGGGUUCCCGAACUUGGAAGAGAAAUACGAUGAUGGGAGCUCUAUUUCCUCCGUGGUGAAGAAGAGUCCAAUUGUCCCAGAGCCUUAUUUGCUACCAAGGAUAUCGGCAAUGGACAUUGAGCACCUGUCCCAGCUGAGCGAAUACACAACUGUCACUGUGGAGUUGAGUGAAUACCAGCAGGACAUUAUCGCCUUCCUACGGCUUCAUCGUGCAGUGGCAGGAGGGAUAUCAGCGACAGCGACUCGGAAUUUCGACAAGCUUUCCAAGUGUCUUGCACCACUACACGAUCUCUCCUACGCUACGCCUUCUCUGGUUGCCCUAGCAGCCAGGAAGAUAUAUCCGCACAGGAUUCAUAUUGUGCAGCCGGAAAAGGAACGCAGUAUGCAGUGGGGAAGCGACGUCGAUGCUGUAGCAGCAGAGCUGGAUGGAAUAGGAGCAGAAGAUGUGAUUGAGGAUGUUCUAGGCAGUGCGGGCGCAGAGACGCCCCUUUAA